CUGUCCUGCAAGUGAGGCCUAGAGCGCAAACAUGGCGGAGGAUACGCGGGUUAUUUGCCUAAAUCUCUGCAUUGCCGUACCCUUGUUUUUUGUGGCAUAUUACAUGGUAGCUUCGUUGCUAAGUGGAGCAUUCAAAAUUAGUGACUUCGAUGGCAAGAUGCCCUUUGAUUUCCAGAACUGUUGCAAUAUUAAAGAUGACAAAGAUGUUGCAACUCUGCUCUCUUUGUUACUGACAUACACCCUCACUGCAUUAAUCUUUAUCAUCUUCUUGAGAAAGAGAAUUUGGGAUUAUGCCAUUACAAUAGGAUUUGUUCAUCUUAUUUUGUCCUGUGCUGUCAUGCAGGCUUUCCCGACAAAUUGGGAAUGGUGGAUUGCCUUUUUGUCUUCUGUGCUGUUCAUGGCUUUAUUUGGUGAAGUAGCUGUCAGAUGUUUCCUGAAAAAGAAAACACAGUCAGCAAGUAUCAGUCCUCAAGAAAAUGUGAUCACAUAAUAGUCCUAUAAACUGUUAAAUGUUUAAAGAUAAUUUAUUGUAGAAUUAAAUAACAUACCUUGACAAGGCAGUGAAUAUUUUUAUAGGAAGUUGAAAAGUGCUACAUUUUAUAACAAUGAAGAAGUAGCUAUUUGUAUAUAGGACCACUUUUAACAAGCUUUUAAUGAAAGGAACUAUGUUUACUUUAUGUCUUAACUUAACUUACAAUCAGUAAUAACAAGGUGACAUGGCUUGGUUGUAUUUUAGUUGUCACUGACCUCUAUCGUACUACUGCUGAGUGAUUUCAUUGUUCAGAGAACUGUUGUUUACAGAAAAUUUGUUUUGUUACAUAAAGAUAAUAGAUUAGGAACAGGGCAUUAGGUUGAGAUUGAAAAUUAUUGCAAAGAAGCUUCAUGAACCAUUUGUAGGGAAAUCUUGUGUCAGAAAAUAUCAGUACUUCUCACACAAAGAGGUUUGGUUUCAGCCCUUCUUAUAAAGGUUGCCUCAAAAGUACCAGUAGCUUCUGUGGUUCAUUACACCAUAUGCCUCUCAUGUUUUUUGUUGCAAGAAGUGACUAGUGGUUAUGACAAUUAGUUUCAAUGUAUAAGAUAAAGGGAAUUGUGUGGUUCCUCUUUGUUAUCCUUACUUGUGUUCCUUGCAUAUUUGAUGUACAGAAAUUGUCUUAGUAGGAUAAGGGUAGUCGAGAUCUCUUAGAUUUUGUUGAUCUGGAAACUUAAACCAGAAAUGUUAGCUGACAAAGGUAGCAAGCAAUAUUAAUUGUUUGUUAUUUUCCUUCGUCAACAAAAUGUGAGAGGAACAGAUUUUAGUUGCAUACAGCAACCAGUAUGUAGAUGCUGAGGUUGUAGGAAAGGUUUUAUUGUAAUAUUUAAGUUCUUUGAAAAAGUAUAUUUUGUUUUAAAUCCAGGAAAAGGUAAAGAUAAGAUUAAAACCAGGCAAUUCAAGAGAGUACCUUUAUUAGGCAAAUUGAUUAUCAGCAAGUGAUUUUUAUUAUCAGUACUAAUUAUGUACAAUAAAAUGAUCUCAGACAUGAAUAAUUAAAUAAUAAUAAUAAUAAUUAAAAUAAAGGUCAUAGGAGAAACAAGUUUAUUAUUAAUGGUAUUGUCAUACUUCUUAAGUAAGUCUAAAAGGACACUUUGAUGAAAAAAGG
Pocillopora verrucosa is the source of this 1637-nucleotide messenger RNA. Its product is annotated as putative transmembrane protein 244. The record is from RefSeq and is a predicted model, not a curated record. Lineage: Eukaryota; Metazoa; Cnidaria; Anthozoa; Scleractinia; Pocilloporidae.